AUGAACCUUAAAAAACCAGCUUUUUAUUGGAAAACCCCACUGACCCUAAAAUCUAUUGGAAAUAGUUUUCAUGAAGGCAGCUGCAGAUACAAGCAAGAACACAGUGCAGGCACGCUCUCUCGUUACGUCGAGGUCAAGCAGACUGAGGAAGCUUUGCGCGAAGCGGUGUCUUCUGUGGGCCCCGUGGCCACUCUUUUCGACGCCACCCACUGGAGCAUUCAGCACUACCAGAGCGGCAUUUACUACGAGCCCGCAUGCAGUUCCAAUGUGAACCAUGCCGUGCUUAUCGUGGGCUACGGCAGCGACGACGAUGGCCAGGACUACUGGAUUGCGAAGAACUCGUGGGGCGCCGCCUGGGGCGACCAAGGAUACUUCAAGACCGCCCGCAAUAGGGGGAACCACUGCGCGGUCGCCAGUUGGGCCAGUUACCCCGUUGUCUGAAAUUAGAUGUGACUGUACGGACGCUGCCAACACCAACCAUGCCAAUUGUGAUAUUAGUUUUAAUUUAUUUCUCAAUAAGAUUCUCACUUAAAAUAAAGUCUGGUUAAUUGAA
Molecule: messenger RNA, 553 nt
Organism: Thrips palmi
Lineage: Eukaryota; Metazoa; Arthropoda; Insecta; Thysanoptera; Thripidae
Product: cathepsin S-like
Exons: 3
Coding region: 1-441 (146 amino acids)
Biological process (GO): immune response
Cellular component (GO): lysosome
Molecular function (GO): cysteine-type endopeptidase activity
Source: RefSeq, a predicted model, not a curated record